Messenger RNA from Ochotona princeps (American pika), 1459 nucleotides. RefSeq names its product regulator of G protein signaling 11 (gene RGS11). The record is from RefSeq and is a predicted model, not a curated record. The transcript has 17 exons. The coding region runs from base 74 to 1459 and encodes 461 amino acids. Gene Ontology annotation, biological process: regulation of G protein-coupled receptor signaling pathway; intracellular signal transduction; G protein-coupled receptor signaling pathway. Lineage: Eukaryota; Metazoa; Chordata; Mammalia; Lagomorpha; Ochotonidae.
UCGGGGCGCCCCAGCGGCCACGGGAUUAACGCUUGGGGGUGGGGCGGUCCAGCCUGCGCCACCUGCUGCGACCAUGGCCGCCGGCCUCGCGCCCCUGGGCGAGCGCGCCCGCGCGCAAAAGCUGAACCUGGACAAGAUGGAGCGGAUGGUCGUGAGCAUGCAGGACCCCGAUCAGGGCGUGAAGAUGCGAAGCCAGCGGCUGCUCGUCAGCGUCAUCCCUCACGCCGUGACGGGUGGCGACGUGGUGCAAUGGCUGACCCAGAAAUUCUGCAUCUCGGACGAGGAAGCGCUGCACCUGGGCACGCUGCUGGUGCAGCACGGGUACCUGUAUCCGCUGCGGGACCUCCACAGUCUGGUGCUACGGCCCGACGAUACACCCUACAGGUUUCAGACGCCCUACUUCUGGGCAAGCACUGUGUGGCCAGCUGCUGAGCUGGACUAUGCCAUCUACCUGACCAAGAAGCACAUCCACAAACAGGGCACCCUGAGGGACCACGAGAAGGAGCACUAUGACCAACUGCGUCACAAGAUUGGCCAUACCUGGGACCUGGUGCUCAUGCAAGCCAGGGAGCAGCUGAGGGCUGCCAGGCAGCGCCGUCGAGCGGACAGGCUGGUCAUUGCUUGCCAGGAGCAGACCUACUGGCUGGUGAACCGGCCCCCGCCAGGGGUCCCUCAUGUGCUGGAGCAGGGUCCAGAGAGGAGCUUGUGUGCCCCGAGCCGCCUGCACACGUGCAAGAGCCUGCAGUUCUACAAGUGGGAGAUCGAGUACGCCAGGAGAGCGCUGGGCAGGAACCCACUCAAGUCCUCCGACUGCCUUGAGGCGUACCUCAAGUUCAGUGGUCAGCGUGGGUCCCACGACCCCAUUCUGUCCGGAUGCCUGCCCAGCAACCCCUGGAUCACAGACGACCAGUCCUAUUGGGCUGUGAACGCGCCCAUGGUGCCCAUGCCCACGCGCCUUCGUGUGGAGCGCUGGGCCUUAAGCUUCCGCGAGCUCCUGGACGACCCUGUGGGCCGGGCGCACUUCCUGGACUUCCUGGAGAAAGAGUUCAGUGCCGAGAACCUCAGCUUUUGGGAAGCCUGUGAGGAGCUGCGUUAUGGAGGGCAGGCCCAGGUCCCCGCCCUGGUGGACACCGUGUAUCAGCAGUUCCUGGCCCCCGGGGCUGCCCGCUGGGUCAACAUCGACAGCCGCACGAUGGAGUGCACCCUGGCGGGCCUGAGCCAGCCACACCGCUACGUGCUGGACGACGCGCAGCUGCACAUCUACACGCUCAUGAAGAAGGACUCCUACCCGAGGUUCCUAAAGUCGGACCUGUACAAGGGCCUGCUGGCCGAGGCUGCGGUCCCUGCUGAGACCAAGAGGCGGGUGUUCCUGUUCCUGCGGAAGCCAUGGCACCCCAGCCCCCGCCCCGCACUCCUUCCAGUUCCUGGGGAGCCCACCGCUGGCCACCAGGAGGCUUAA